AUGGCAUCAGAAGCAGGAGUUGCACAUAUAUCGGCCGGGGAACUGCACAACAGGUUUCUUGAAGGUGAAGAGCCCGGACGGCAUUUUAUUCUUGUCGACCUGCGGGCGAGCGAUUUUAAGGGAGGGACCAUCAAAGGUUCUUUGAACAUCCCUAUGGAAAGUCUCCCGUCUGCCAUCCCCACUCUAUACCAUCUCUCCUCAUCUACUGAAAUAUCGGACGUCAUUUUCUUUUGCGGAUCUUCUUGCGGUCGCGGUCCUAAGGGCGCUGCCUUGUUUUCUGAUUACGCAGCCUAUCAAAGCAUUUUUUCGGCUUCCAAAGGGAGUCAAAAAAACCCUCGGGGUUUUGUUCUCACUGGCGGUAUUAAUGGAUGGGCUGAAGGAGAGAAAGAAUAUAGAGACUUGAUGGACGGUUAUGAUUCUGAACAUUGGACCUCUUGCUGA
Molecule: messenger RNA, 441 nt
Organism: Penicillium crustosum
Lineage: Eukaryota; Fungi; Ascomycota; Eurotiomycetes; Eurotiales; Aspergillaceae
Product: arsenate reductase
Exons: 2
Coding region: 1-441 (146 amino acids)
Cellular component (GO): nucleus; cytoplasm
Molecular function (GO): protein tyrosine phosphatase activity
Source: RefSeq, a predicted model, not a curated record